Schistocerca americana (American grasshopper) is the source of this 645-nucleotide messenger RNA. RefSeq names its product eukaryotic translation initiation factor 5B-like. Lineage: Eukaryota; Metazoa; Arthropoda; Insecta; Orthoptera; Acrididae. The record is from RefSeq and is a predicted model, not a curated record. The transcript has 3 exons. The coding region runs from base 1 to 645 and encodes 214 amino acids.
AUGAAAUCGGAGAGGAUAGUGACCACAGUAGUGUAUUCACCCUUUUGUGGAUUUGAACCUAAUGUAUCAGCCUUGGAUAGGUUAGUUCAGCUAAUGGAAGAACAAAAACGAUCGAUGGAAGAACAAAAACGAUCGGUGGAUGAACAAAAACGGAAGAAAAUUCGCGAGACAAAAGAGAGUUUAGAUAAAUUUGGUGAAAAAGUAGACGAAAAUUCCAGAAAUGUGUCAACUAUAGAAGGGGAAUUUGUCACCUUGAAAGAGGAAUACCAAAAAUUCGAAGAGAGACUAGAUUCCAUAGAAAAUUUCGAAAAAGUUGCUACUGUAGAAGUGUUACAAUUGAAAAAACUCAACAAAGAAUUCAACAAAAAUGAACAAAGAAGUAGAAGAAAAUCUGAAUACAAACUAGAAGAAAACACUCUGACAAAUUUCUUUAACAGUAGUGAUGCAGUAGCGGUUGUUGAUAGUGAUAAGAACAGAUCUGAUGAGUAUGGUUUAGUGAGAAUGUUGAGUGACUGUGAAAUGAGUGAAAAAGCUGAUAAUGGUGCUGUAUGCGUGGAAGCUGAUGUACAUGUGCUUGGAAAUGGAAGUGAGAAUGACAGAGUAAUUCCAGAUGAAAUUUCAGUAGAUAAUAGACAGGAAAAUUAG